Messenger RNA from Mustela lutreola (European mink), 1851 nucleotides. RefSeq names its product gamma-glutamylamine cyclotransferase (gene GGACT). The coding region runs from base 866 to 1336 and encodes 156 amino acids. The record is from RefSeq and is a predicted model, not a curated record. Gene Ontology annotation, molecular function: gamma-glutamylaminecyclotransferase activity. The transcript has 3 exons. NCBI's taxonomy places the organism in Eukaryota, Metazoa, Chordata, Mammalia, Carnivora, Mustelidae.
GGCUAUGAGGUGUUGUCAGAGGUGGAAGUUUUCUUGGAGCAUCAGCAAGCUCUUGGAAAGACCUACUGGAACAUUUUCUCACAUGUGGAAUUUUUAGAUUACUAGAGACGUCGUGAUACAGCAUCCAAGCAACGAAUUAAGCUUCUCUAAGAGUUCCUGUGCCCUUAGAAUGACUUAGGGUGAGAAUUUAAAAUCCUAGAGAUAGGUGAGAGUCGAGAAUGCUUCCGAGGAUUCAUUCAGGGUCUUCAGUAGUUCCUGAAUACAGGGUGUUGGCCAGUAAGCAAAGAACGUGAGAGUGGCAGAAAUUGUGGUCACUAGCAAAUAUCCAGUCUCUCCUUCCUGAGUUACCGAUCUGCAGUUUUAUUCAGAGUGAUGGUGUGCCUCGAGUCAUGGUAAAGGACAGGAAGCAGAAAUCUGUGGGACUUCUGGGCAGUUUUGCGAAGGCAGGAACCUGAGUCCCCUGGAAAUCGGUGCUUUUCCUCACCUGCCCUUCCUACUUCCUCCCCCUUUGCAUGGAGACAUUAUGGCCAACGGACGCCAGCCGGCUUUUCUCGGAAGAGGCUCUUGAGAAUGGAAGCCACAUGCUACCAGCGACACAGAGGAGCCUGGUGGCCUGGUGUGCGCACACGACCUCCAGUUCCUUCUCCGCUCCUAGCCACCAGAGUCACCCGAAGUAGAGCUCCCACCACGUCCCCGUCGUGCUCAAGGUGUCCCUGUCCUGCCCCAGACUCUGCGCGCGCCUGCACGGCCGGCCUGGUGCUGCUCCCACGGCCGGGCCUUUCCGACCACAGUUUACGUGAAACACAAGAACUCCCGACGCUCCGCAGGCUGGUGACCGAGGCAGGGGACAGCUUCCGUGACCCACAUGGCCCGCGUGUUCGUGUACGGGACCCUGAAGAGAGGCCAGCCCAACCAUGGGGUCCUGCAGGACCGCGCCAACGGCUGCGCCGCCUUCCGCGGCAGGGGCCGCACGCUGGAGCCCUACCCCUUGGUCAUCGCCGGCGAGCAUAACAUCCCGUGGCUGCUCAACCUCCCAGGGCAGGGGCAGCGUGUGCUCGGCGAGAUCUAUGCGGUGGACGAGCGGAUGCUGAGCUUCCUCGAUGAGUUCGAGGGCUGCCCCAACAUGUACCAGCGCACCCCGCUGCGGAUCACCGUCCUCGAGUGGGAAGGCGCGCGUGGGGCCCCCGAGGAGACGCCGGCCGCUGACGGGACCCUGCAGUGCUUCGUGUACAGCACAGUCACCUACGCCCCCGAGUGGGUCCACCUCCCGCACCACGACGAUUACGACUCCCAGGGGGGGCACGGCCUCCGCUAUAAUCCACGGGAGAACAGAUGACAAGUGCCAAGAUGGCUCCUCCACCGGGUUGGGGGGGUUCGGGGGACAGAGCCCCAGUGAUGAGAGGAUGCCCUUGGCCUGGUCUGCGUGCACUGGGUGCACUCAGUGUCCGUGGAAACAGAGUUGUAAAACUCAGUCCGGGAGAAGGACUCUUUCAGUUGCAGCUGAUUCCCCCAGUAUUUGACACACUGAUCCCAAGAUUAUGCCUGAAGCCUGUCUAUCCUAUAGCGCUUUGUUGCUCGCUGCUUCAAGAAAGCCAGGGACUUGAAUCGAUGGGAUAAGGAAAAUUCAGGAUCUUAAUUCCCCUAAAUGACAUUUCAAGAACUCAUAUGUCAAAUUUUUCUUUCGUUUGCUUUGCUUUGCUUUGAUCUGAAGAUAACAUUUAAAUUGUAGACUUUGUGUAGCAGCUAGAUUUCAGCAACCCUACUGCAUUGAUUCUAACUUGUAGCAGCAAGAAGAGUUUUUUAAACUGAUUUGGGUUAUCUCACUGUAAUAAAAGAACCUCAAGAAAAACA